AUGGGUGACAAAAGAUUUAUUGACUUUCAGUUCCAAGAUUUAAAUUCAAGUCUCAGACCCAGGUUGGGCAAUGCAACUGCCAAUAAUACUUGCAUUGUUGAUGAUUCCUUCAAGUAUAAUCUGAAUGGUGCUGUCUAUAGUGUUGUGUUCAUCCUGGGUCUAAUAACCAACAGUGCCUCUCUGUUUGUCUUCUGCUUCCGCAUGAAAAUGAGAAGUGAGACUGCUAUUUUCAUCACCAAUCUGGCCCUCUCUGAUUUGCUUUUUGUCUGUACCCUACCUUUCAAAAUUUUUUACAACUUUAAUCGCCACUGGCCUUUUGGUGACACCCUCUGUAAGAUCUCAGGGACCGCAUUCCUCACCAACAUCUAUGGGAGCAUGCUCUUCCUCACCUGUAUUAGUGUGGAUCGUUUCCUAGCCAUUGUCUAUCCCUUCCGAUCUCGUACCAUUAGGACCAGGAGGAAUUCUGCCAUUGUGUGUGCUGGAGUCUGGAUCCUAGUGCUCAGUGGUGGUAUUUCAGCCUCUUUGUUCUCCACCACUAAUGUCAACAAUGCGACUACCACCUGCUUUGAGGGCUUCUCCAAACGUGUUUGGAAGACAUACCUGUCCAAGAUCACCAUAUUCAUUGAAGUUGUUGGGUUCAUCAUUCCUCUGAUAUUGAAUGUUUCUUGCUCUUCUGUGGUGCUGAGAACCCUCCGCAAGCCUGCAACAUUGUCUCAAAUCGGGACCAACAAGAAAAAAGUGUUGAAGAUGAUCACAGUACAUAUGGCAGUUUUUGUGGUAUGCUUUGUACCAUACAACUCUGUUCUCUUUUUAUAUGCCUUGGUACGCUCCCAAGCCAUUACUAAUUGCUUAUUGGAAAGGUUUGCAAAGAUAAUGUACCCAAUUACCUUGUGCCUUGCAACUCUGAAUUGUUGCUUUGAUCCUUUUAUCUAUUACUUCACCCUUGAAUCCUUUCAGAAAUCCUUCUAUAUCAAUACACAUAUAAGGAUGGAGUCCCUGUUUAAGACUGAGACACCUCUGACCCCAAAGCCUUCCCUUCCAGCUAUUCAAGAAGAAGUUAGUGAUCAAACAACAAAUAAUGGUGGUGAAUUGAUGCUGGAAUCCACUUUCUAG
Onychomys torridus (southern grasshopper mouse) is the source of this 1113-nucleotide messenger RNA. Its product is annotated as lysophosphatidic acid receptor 4-like. Gene Ontology annotation, cellular component: membrane. The record is from RefSeq and is a predicted model, not a curated record. Bases 1 to 1113 code for a protein of 370 amino acids. Gene Ontology annotation, molecular function: lysophosphatidic acid receptor activity. The transcript has a single exon. Gene Ontology annotation, biological process: phospholipase C-activating G protein-coupled receptor signaling pathway; positive regulation of Rho protein signal transduction. Lineage: Eukaryota; Metazoa; Chordata; Mammalia; Rodentia; Cricetidae.